AUGUCCGGGCUGGGCAGUGACGAUGUGCUCUACUACCUGUAUGACCCAAAUCUGGUCCCCCCCGCGCGUGACAAGUACAUCCAAGUCAUUUCAGAGCUCCUUGCCGGGUACUAUGACUCUUCGUACGUGGACAAGAUCAAUAUUAUGGACAUCCUGCGCGGCGGUGCGAUGGAGGCGGUGGAGCUGUGCGAGGACGCCAAGAGCAUCCUCUCAAAAGAACCCACGGUGCUUGGCCUUUGUGUGGGUGAUGUGGACGAUUUUGUCUUUGUAGGCGACAUCCAUGGCCAGUUCAACGACUUACUGCACAGCGUGUUGUCAGUGCAGCUGUCGAGGUCUGCGCCAGUUUCGCGAAAGGGCACUAAGGUAGCUACGCAGCCAACACAACGCAUGAAUGACGAGGAGGCCCGCGGGGAACGGAGCUCCCCACUGCCCAUCGUUGCGACCCCGACGCUGUCGUCGUCCUUGGCACCUCUGCCCUCCAGCACCGCCAUGCCGCGCCACCGCGACGACAGCCGCGGCUUCGGGCGUGACGCCGGAAAGAUCAUACGUUUUUUGUUUCUCGGCGACUACGUUGACCGCGGCCCGCGCGGGCUGGAAGUCAUUGUGCUCCUUCUGGCUCUCAAAAUCGAGUACCCGCAGCAUGUCUUUCUCCUGCGCGGCAAUCACGAGGAGGCGCAGACUAAUCGCCUGUACGGCUUCUUUGACGAGUGUCGAGCGAAGUUGUUUAUGGCGCACCAUGCCCGUGACCACAUGUCUUACGUAGAGCCCGGGUGCGACGGUGCGUAUUCCUCCCUCAUUCAGCGCUCGCCGAUAAACGUGGCGAAGGAGGCGAUAGGGUCAGAGUGUCACAAUUCACAUCCGCACUUUUUGCACCUCGAUGGUGAGUGCGCCACCCAUCUACGUGGCACCUCUGGCAGCAGCCGAAGUAACAGCAGUAGUGCAGAGGUGCAGUCUUCCUUAGUUGAAACCGAUGCGGACGCGUGGGUGUCGUUCAACGCUACCUUCUGCUGGCUCCCGCUGGCAGCCGUCGUUUGCUGCUGUGCAGGGUCCUUUUUCUGCACGCAUGGGGGGCUGAGCCCCCCUCUGCGCCGGAUUACCCAGCUGCAUCGCCUCAAGCGCGAGACGUACGGCGCCGGGCUGUGCGAGACAAUCACGCCGCCGCUGAGCAGCAGCUGCAGCGUAACGAGCAGUCCGGAGCGGUCACCUCGGGGCGUCUAUGGCAGUCCUGCUUCAAAGCGGGAGCCAAACCAGAUUAUUGAUGGCCUCCUGUGGUCCGACCCAUCUGACCACCACGCAGGAUGUCAGGUAAACGUGCGCGGGUGCGGCUACUCUUUCGGCGUAGACGUCACGCGUCGCUUUCUCGACGCCAACUGCGGUUACGCCGCCUCACAGACACCCUCGCUUCGGGCGAAAGUGAGCAAGGAUAACGAGGAGGAGAAGCGCUCGUGUCCCGGAUCGACACCUCCGAGGAACGCUCAGCACGGCAAGUCUCAGCGCAUGCACUUUAUCAUGCGUGCCCACCAGUGCGUCACGGCUGGUUUUCAGUGGACCCAGGAGGGGUUGAUGGUGACAUUGUUCUCCGCCCCAAAUUACUGCGGCAUGAACGGCAACAAAGGCGCCAUUGCGAUGCUUCACGGUGCCGCACAGACUUCUGGUGAAUCGAUUCGGCUCGAAUUCAAGGUGUACGACAGUUUCAAGUGUGCUUCGUUCACCGGUGGAUCGAAGCUGACCCACGGCAAGCUCGAGCACAAGAAGAGCGGAAGCAACUUUUUGGCGACUGGCGGCGCACAGCCACGUUGCCCAGCCUUUCCUCUGCGUGACCGCAACGUUGUGAACAAUCCUAUUUUGGAGGCGUACUUUGGCAGCAUUGCAAAGUCGGAAAACUGA
Messenger RNA from Leishmania major strain Friedlin, 1887 nucleotides. RefSeq names its product serine/threonine protein phosphatase-like protein. The transcript has a single exon. The coding region runs from base 1 to 1887 and encodes 628 amino acids. The record is from RefSeq and is a predicted model, not a curated record. Gene Ontology annotation, molecular function: protein serine/threonine phosphatase activity. Gene Ontology annotation, cellular component: cytoplasm; nucleus. Lineage: Eukaryota; Euglenozoa; Kinetoplastea; Trypanosomatida; Trypanosomatidae.